Suillus fuscotomentosus is the source of this 867-nucleotide messenger RNA. RefSeq lists its product as uncharacterized. The record is from RefSeq and is a predicted model, not a curated record. The transcript is spliced from 2 exons. Lineage: Eukaryota; Fungi; Basidiomycota; Agaricomycetes; Boletales; Suillaceae. The coding region runs from base 1 to 867 and encodes 288 amino acids.
AUGUCUGCCCCAUCCGCUUCCCAGUCACUUGAUUCUGGUUGCUCUCAGCCAGACGCACUUCCCACAACACCUCCGGCUACAACAUCCUUUCAAUCACCACCUCUGGGUUUAUCUGCACCCCCUGCUUCCACUGAGCACUACGGCCUCCAUGACCCAUCUGUUUCUUUCUCCCCCAAUGUCAGUCUGCAGUCAUCCAACGGAUACAACCUCCAAGACGUCUCAUUCACAACAAAGGCCUCAUUUGAUGCACUGAAUUGGGAAAAUCCACCGCCUCUUCUCCGCCCCUUACUCAACGGAUCUCCAAGCACGCCCAAUGGAUCUAUAGGCUCUUCCACCUGGAGGACGCCACCUUUGUCCCCAAUCACAUCACAUUUGUUUACCCAAUCGGCAGCAUCGCACUCGUUACCUUCUUUGCCACCUAUAGCAACCCCGCAAUUCACGUUCCCGUCGCUCCCUUCCCCAUCACUCCCUUCCCACUCUCUUCCACGUCACUCCCUGGUUCUCCCUUCCCACUCCCUUCCAUGUCACUCCCUGGUUCUCCCUGCCCCAAUUCUCCUUGCCCCGGUUCUCCCUGCCCCAAUUCUCCCUUCUUCAGUUCUCCCUGCCCCAGUUCUCCCUUCCGCACCUCCUGCGCCUCCUGCAGUGGAGACUCCACAAAACGGAGACAUGCAGCAUAGCGCACCAGAGAAAACACUCAAGGUAAAACGAAAGCGCGUGUCAAAGGCCGUCGACACGGUCAUGGAGGUUGUCGAGUCUGCUGAUCCAAAUACUCUGCGAAAGACUGGUCGUAUUCGGCAGGAGUCCACCCGUAUGGCGCAGGUGAACCAAAUUGGCCAAAUUAACAAGCGAUCGAGAACUCGGAGAUAG